GUCUUGUCUUCAGUGGCAGCCAGUGCAGUCUAUCGAUGAUGAAGUUAUUAUGGCGGCGGAUUUGAGCAGAGGUAUCCAGAAGAGCGGCCGCCGGUUCUCUCGCCCUGGGCCAGGAGGCGGGACGUGCAAAACAUGCACACCGUGCCGCCAGAAGAAAAUCAAAUGCGAUAGCACUCGUCCGUACUGUGCCGAAUGCACUACGGGCGGCUUCAGAUGUGUAUACCCACAAGAUGCCAGACGAGAGCCUCGCCCAUCCAAGGCUCGCAUCCAAAGCCUUGAAGCUACGGCUGCAGCCAUGCUAAAGCAUAUGAAAACAUCAGGCAUCGUUCCGCCUCAUGUGCAGCUUGGCGACAUAUUAUUACCCGCAAAUGAAGGCGAGAAUAGCGAUGAUAUCACUAAUACACUUUCUACAAAAGAUUCUCAUGAUUAUAACCAGCUAUCUCAAGACGCAAGUCUCGGCCAUCUUGCCUCAACUGCAGCUGUUGCUAGCCCGUUACCAACACCGUCCACCUCGGCUUCAGGAGCAACUGAACCGUCACCAAAUUUCACGUCUCAUCCACCAUCAGUCAAUGUCAGCUUCACGGAGCAAUUACAGGAGCUUCCAGUAUCCGGACAGGUGGAAAUACACAAUGACCGCACCCCCAGUUUACCGAUGGAGAAAACAAGUGAUACUCUGGAUCUAGAAUCUCGGACUUAUCAAGCAAUGGCCUUGGAACCGAGUCCCUCUAGGAUGCCUGUUGUCCCUGAAUACCUAGCUACCCGAGCCCAAUCUCAGGUAGCGACACUUGCAAAUACCACAGCUAUUACCGGUGCUGAAGGAAGCUCCGGCAUGUCUCCUUGUGAAGCGCGUGUCGCCGGUGCAUUUCACGAACACGGUUGUGUAUCGUCAGUCCAUGGUCUCGCCAGUAUCAUGAAUCCCUCAUCAAGAGCACAGCAUAAAGACAACAUUUCCAAAAUGACCUGGAGAGGCGAAGGAGCUGUGGCAGCCUCCAAGGCUAGACUCAUCAGCAACGCCGCGCUCCAGCGGCAACGCGAGCCACGCCUCUUUCGUCAGCCAUCUAAUCUAGUCGACCUGGAUGGCUGCGACCCAGAACUUGCCAAGCAUCUCCUAGAUCUCCAUUUCAAUCGGCAGCAUUACGCAUACCUUAUUUCAUAUCGUCCGGCCAUAAUGGAGAGCCUUGCCAAUGGGGGCGGACCUUGGAUCAACAAGCUAUUGCUUAAUGCUAUAUAUUACUCUAGCACUCUAUACAGUGACAGACCAUAUCUACGGUCCAACACAGAUGAUCCAAACAGCAUUGGCGCCAAUUUUUAUCGGCGAUUCCGGCAGCUACUGUCCGAUGAAAUCGAUAAGCCUAGUAUUCCCACUGCUGCGGCUUUGUUGCUAACCAGCGCAACAUUGGUCUCUCACGGGCAGUCAAGUGCAGGAUGGAAUCUCUCAGGAAUAGCAUAUCGGAUGAUAAUCGAUAUGGGGUGUCAUCUAAUGCUUGGACCUGAUUACCAAAGCAUAUCUAGCAACGACCACGAUCAGCUCUUGCAACGUGAUUUGGAGCAAGAGAUGCGGAAAAGGCUAUAUUGGGGCGCAUUUGUCACUGACGCCACCCAAGCUCUAUAUCUCGGCCGCCCCUGCAUGUUUGCUGCCGGAGAAGCGAGAGUCCCACUGCGAUUUCUAGAUACAUUCGAAGAGCUCGAGGAAUGGGAACCAUAUAUUGACCCUCAAUCGACUGGCGAGCCCCCUCCGCCGUAUGCACCACAGCCCGCCCAUGCCCUCUCAACAUUUAGCUGUUUAGCUCGCCUUUUUCAAAUUUCAAUCCGUAUCACCGAACUUUACGGUAUCCAAACCAUAAAAUGCAGUUCGGAGUAUCUUCAAGACAAGAAAAUUAGUAUUGAGAAAGAAUUGGAACACUGGAAUGUCACGUUGCCAGCUCAUCUCAGAUUCGACCCGAAUAAACCAUUCACCCCACCACCACACCAAAUAACACCCCACACUACUUUUCACGCCCUGUCUAUCCUUCUUCACCGUGCCUUUCUAAAAGAGGGCCAUCUUCGCCGUCAUUGUGACGAAGGAGGCCGGGCACGAAGCGAAGAGAGUUGUAUAAAUAGUGCCCUGGCUAUAGAGAAGCUAGUUCACGCUUACAAACAGGCAUUCACGCUCCGACGUGCCCCAUUCCUAUUAUCUUAUGCCGUUUACUCCGCGGUUAUUGUGAUUCUCCGUCAAGAACAACAUGAACGAGGGCAAUUUACUGAGUCGAUUUCCUUUUUUUGGAAAUGUCUAAGUGAAUUGAAGCAUGGUUGCAACGUUGGUCUCGAAAAGCCACUCGGAAUUCUUCGAGACAUGGUACAUGAGUUUCACCUCAAUAUCCAAAAGGUCGACAUAGAAAGUGAUGGCAUACCUGGGCUGCCAAAUGUGGAUGAGGCUAUUCCUCCCUCAAGGAGCCAGCAGCCUGCAAAUAGGCCCGCGAUCAAUGCAAUGCUACCCGGAGAGGAAACAGAUUACAUGGGCCAGAUUGGCCAACCAAAUUUGGCUUUUGAUAACUCGUCACCAGGCUUUCUCGUGUCGUUGAACCAGCUCGAAAACGAUAUAUCUGAAGACGCUUUGUACGGAUUAUUCGCGCCUUCUCAGAUAUUUUUAUGAUGGUUUCGGGCGUUGCUUCUGUAGGGUGUCAAUUUCUCGAUGUAAAUUGUG
Molecule: messenger RNA, 2683 nt
Organism: Talaromyces proteolyticus
Lineage: Eukaryota; Fungi; Ascomycota; Eurotiomycetes; Eurotiales; Trichocomaceae
Product: fungal-specific transcription factor domain-containing protein
Exons: 2
Coding region: 50-2632 (860 amino acids)
Biological process (GO): regulation of DNA-templated transcription; DNA-templated transcription
Molecular function (GO): DNA binding; zinc ion binding; DNA-binding transcription factor activity, RNA polymerase II-specific
Source: RefSeq, a predicted model, not a curated record